CGUCAUCCGAACAAUUCACUUUCAGACGAGCCAUUCCUUAGGUUUACCAGUGACCACGAACUUUUUAAUAAUAUUCAUCUGACACCUGUUCACGAGCAUUGUUGAUGCCGCAGCCCAAUUCGAAGAGGGCACCAACUCCGGUGCGAACAGCGGCUCCCUUCGCUCCGCACGACGCGAUGGUCGCAUCACAGCAGGGUCACAUAGAGAACCUAGUGCAGAAGACUCGGAAUUUGGAACACACCAUCAAGAAGCUGAACGAUGAACUCAGUCUUGAACAAACUCGCGCCAAGGACACUGUCAAUGUCACAAAGCAACAAUGGCGAGCAGAGCAAAAGGAGUGGCACGUUGGUUGCGAUGCUUUACAGGCGUGCCAUAGGAUUGCUCAUCUCAGGACAGCAUGCGCUUUGGACGACGAACGAAUUGCAGUGCUCAAGGAGCGCGAAAUUGCACGGCGCGAGAGGCUUGCGCGUAUACAAAGGGAUUACAAGAUAACCAUGUUCCAAGCUAGGGAGGCAGAACUGGAGGGUCAGAUAGAGGACCUCCAGGCAGAUCUUGAUUCUCAAGUGGCUCAAACACAGUAUUCGCUUAAAUCUCGAGAUCAGCAGUACCAGAAGACUAUCCUCGACUUACGAACAAGAGACGCAACGCUUUCAUCGGAGUUGAAGCUGAAGUCGGACGAAAUUGUAGCAGCUCAUAAGCAACGUGAAGAUGUCGAGGAUGAACUGCGCCGGCUACGGGAAGCCCAAGCAGACGCAGACGCGGCUACUGUUACAAAUGUAUCCAAACUUUCCCGCAUAACUGUGCAACGUGAUGGUCUACAAGCGAGGGUGACUCAACUCGAGCGGGAGCUCGAGGAUCACAAGGAUAAUAGUGCCAAGUUGCAACGUCAACUCGACAAUUGGCAGGGCUUGAAAAAGGGUGAUGAUGUAGACUUGGAGAUAUUGCGGAAGAAGAAUGUCGAGUUGGAGGUUCAAUUAAGGGAAGUGAAUGCAGUAAUCCAAGAACGUGAUAAAGCGCUCGAGAAGGAGAAAGGUCGCACGACUAAACUUAAGGAAGUCCUCCAUGAGUGGAAGACCGAAGCCGGGGAGCAGACAACGCUCCAGAAACAGGCUGCAGAUGAGGCUGCAGACGCGAAAAAGGCAGCAGAAAAACUUGAGCAAGAGAUAUCAGACCUGAAGGCUCAGCUAACCGCUGCGCUCAAAACAUCCGCUGCUCCAAAGUCCCAGAGCAACACGACGUCUCUUCCUAUCCCUUUACCAUCAGAGGAGGCGGAUCAGACUCUCCCGAAACCAAAACCAAAACCAAAAAAGCGCUUGACGUUAGAUGACAGUGACAUUGAGUUAAUUGAACCUUCCGCCAAAGCGAAAGGGAAACGGAAGGCAUCUCAGGAAGACAGUACCGAUGAAAAACCUGCAGCAGAGAAACCGAAGCGUGCACGAGCAAAAAAGCCCGCCUCUGCGCCAAAUGAGAAGGCACCAAAGAAACGUACUCUUGAAUCCGAAGCCAAGAAGCAGAAGAAAGCUGCCGAGUCGUCGCAAGCAAAGACAUCAAAAUCUGCUGCGAUUGCAGAUAGUGCUGCAGAAGACGACCAAGAACUGGCGCCUAAGAAGAAGAAACGGAAGCUCAAUGUAGGCAUCUUCCCUUCUAUGCAACCACAGCCUCCGGUGUUUCAGUGGGACCAGGGUGGGACCGGUUUAGGAAUCCCUACCGAGCUGUCACCUGUGAAAGAUGCGCCGCGACGAUUACAUCCAUCAAGCACAGGACCAAGUUUCGCCAAAACUCGCGGAUGAAGUCUGUCCUGGGCGGAUGCGCGGCAGCUG
Molecule: messenger RNA, 1820 nt
Organism: Suillus subalutaceus
Lineage: Eukaryota; Fungi; Basidiomycota; Agaricomycetes; Boletales; Suillaceae
Exons: 6
Coding region: 105-1790 (561 amino acids)
Source: RefSeq, a predicted model, not a curated record